Boeremia exigua is the source of this 1843-nucleotide messenger RNA. Its product is annotated as aspartic peptidase domain-containing protein. The transcript has 2 exons. The coding region runs from base 205 to 1809 and encodes 534 amino acids. The record is from RefSeq and is a predicted model, not a curated record. Lineage: Eukaryota; Fungi; Ascomycota; Dothideomycetes; Pleosporales; Didymellaceae.
CGUCUCAAACGGGUUCUUGUGAAUCCGAAUAGGGAUCUGGCCAUCCAUCGAAGGUCACCGACAACGACGGGGCUACAGUGUUGCAUAUCUAAGUCUGAGUGAUCUGCUUGUUUGAGUCUAUACUCGCCUGUUUGUGUGAUCUUACUCACGCUGUUGAAAGUAGCGUCACCUGCGGACUUUUCAGCCCACACAUCUUUCCACAUCAUGAGUAAGGCAACGAAACCUCCAGUCCCUCUCGCGGUUCAGAAUUCAGGGCGCUGGCUGGGGAAUGAUGGGUCAUGGUCAACGUUUUUCGUACACGCCGGGACACCGCCACAGCAGUUUCACGUCUUGCCAUCAUUCGACGGACAAACGAUUUACCUGCCAAUCGAUGAAGACUGCCUGCCAAGCGGGUUCAAUAUUUCAAAUUGCGGCGCAUCACGUGGUGUUGAGGUUUUCGAAUCAAAACCUGGUGUUGGGUUCCAGAGAAACGCUUCGUCGACUUGGGAUGAGAUCGGCAUCUACAAGGUGAACAUGGGUCACAAGUAUGGUCUCGCUGGAAACGCUUACUUCGGCUACGAUACCGUUGGUCCAUCAACAAGUAACGCAGUUGAUGUACCCAAUCUUGAGAAACAGUCCCUAGGCACCUAUUCUAGUGCUGACUACUGGCAAGGUCGAUUGGGAUUGUCGUUGUUUUCGAUGAACUUCACCGACACCGACCGACCUCACUCAUUUCUCAGUCGUCUCAAAGAAGAAGGUCACAUACCUAGCCUAUCCUUCGGCUACCAAGUUGGGGCUCCAUACAGACAGACAGGUGUUGCUGGAAGCCUAAUUCUUGGUGGAUAUGAUCGGUCCAGGAGAUCCGACAAUACUCUUUCACUAUCAUCCUCUCAGGAUCUGCUGGUUGGAGUCCAAGGUAUUUCAAGUCAAUAUAGUAACGGAACAACAACCGUUCUACUCGAGGAAGGUUUCAUAGCGGUCGUAGAUUCUAACGUACCCGAGCUGUGGCUUCCGUCCGUUACCUGCGACCGCAUCGCCGCACUGUUCAACCUGACGUACAAUGAAGAGACGGACCGUUAUCUACAGAGCGAUGUCACACGUCGCCUACUACAAGAUCAUAAAUCCAUCCUGAGCUUCACACUUGGGCUAUCGGUGUCGGGAGGCCAAACGAUUCAGAUUGAGAUACCCCUCCCCGCAUUCGACCACCAGGUCUCCUACCCCAUAUUUGCAUCACCGACGAACUACUUCCCUUUGAGGCGAGCUGCAAACGACAGUCAGAUCACGCUGGGCCGCACGUUCUUACAGGAGGUUUACAUCAGUUCGGACUGGGAAAGAGACGAGUUCAACCUCAGCCAAGCUGUCUUCAGCGCGCCGAUGCCCAAGCCCGAUAUCGUAGCCAUUCCACCGAAGAACGACGACACGCUAAUCGAAACGUCUAACAAAGGUUCGAAGAAACCCUCCACGGCACUACUCGGUGGCGCCAUCGGUGGUGCAAUCGCCGCAGUCCUGCUUCUAGGCUGCCUAGUGUGGUAUCUCUGCCAGCGCCGUCGGCACCGAGCGAAGACCCAGUUGCCUGUAGAGCCCAUGGCGCGACCCGUUGACGAGAAGGCCGAGUAUUCGUAUUUCGCACCAACAGUUGGGGAGAAGUCAUAUGCGAUGGUGCAUAUGGAUGCGGAGCUAGAUGGCGGACCUAUAGGGGAGAGGCCUGCGAUGUGUGAGCUGGGCGGCGGGUCGGUUGCGAGGGAGAAGGUGCCUCAUAGGGCAGAAGCGAUGGAGCUUGAUGGCGUGGAGCAGGUUUUUGAGCUGCCUUCACAAACCGUGGAACGGUAAUUUUGGAGUCGUACACGUUGCUAAGCACUGAUGG